CUGCUGGGAGGUGUCUCACUCCUCGUGCCCUUCAAUUAAAGCUGCGCAGCAAACAAGCAGCGGUUACGAGGUGCUCCCCCCACCCACCCCCACCUCCCCGCCAGCCCUGCCAUUGGCACAUGGCGGAGGAGGAGGAGGAGGAGGAAGGCUCCUCUAGAAGGAGCUGCAAAACGCUCUCCUGGUGCUGCAGAGGUGGUGCUGUGAAGCCUGUUGGUAGCACGGGAACAGCCCCGGUUGUUCUUGUCGCAUGGUUUGCAUUCAGGGAGCACAGAGCUCACUGCCAACGUUUUUCUAUUCCUUGGCCUGGCAGCGCAUCUUCAGCUUCUGGGAAGGAGCUGCCCAUCCCCUGCGUGAAGAUCUUGUCAUUAGCUUAAUUGCAGGGUUGAUGGGAGCGUGUCACUGCCUCGGCAGCUCGCCAGCACCGGCUCUCAGUGCUGCUACCAGCCCCUGUGCCUCCAGGUUACCAUCCCUCACCUCCCCACUCUUUGGAUGGGGUGAAGAGGAGACGCCCAUCAUCUUCCCAUCAAGGAGAUUGUGAGCACGGCUAUGGAGAAAGCCUUGUAAACGCCAAGGAUGAGCCUAAAAUACAGAAUAAUCUCCACUGGCCGCAGGCAGCCAGCAGAGAAAAACGUUUCCACUCCUCUCCUGUGGUUUGUGUAGGAACAAAGCGUCGUGCACAACACGUACAUGGAGAUGCAGGAAGUAUUGAUGGCUGGGAAUCGAUAUCUCCAGUGGGAACCUCCUCACGGGCUGGUAAUCAAGUCUGAGAAAGCAACGCGAGUAGGACAAGAGGAGGAAGUGCCAGCUGGGCUGUGAGGGAGUGAUGGAGCAGUGAUGAGAGCUUCAGCAUUACCACCAGUGCAGGAGCACCUCGUCCUUGGGCAGAGCUGCUCUUCCUCAUGGCAUCGCUGCAGCCCACAGCCCUGUGCCUUCCAUUGCAUGCUCUGAGCUCAGAGCUUGCAUGUGGCACCCCCCCAGCUCUGCACCUUGCAACCUGCAGACCCCCAUCCUCACCAUGGCACAGCCCAGCAGUCCCUCUGCCUGGCACCAUGCACCUUGCACCCAUGCACCUUGAAUCACACAGCCUGCAUCCAUGCACCCUGCAUCCUUUAUUCCAUAAACUCUACACCCUUCAUCCCACACGUACUUUAUCCCUCACACCCCAAAGUCUGCAUCCAUGCACCCUACACCCUUCGUUCCCCACACACUACACCCUACGCCCCAUGCACCCUUCAUUCCAUUCACUUUGCUUCUCAUGCACCUUCAUCCAAUGCACUCUAAACCCUUUAUUCCAUGCACCGAACACACUCCAUCCCAUACACCCUUCAUCCAUUGCACUACACCCUGUAUCCCAUGUACCCUUAAUCCCAUGCACCUUUUGUCCUCAUACCCUACACCCUCCAUCCCAUGCACCCUUCAUCCAGUGCUCUACACCCACAACCCAAUGCAUCCUUAUUCCUACCCCUUCAUCCCUCCAUACGCCUAAUCACCCUCCAUCCCAUACACCCUUCAUCCAUUGCACUACACCCUGUAUCCCAUGUACCUUUAAUCCCAUGCACCCUUCAUACCCUACACCCUCCAUCCAAUGCUCUACACCCCACAUCCAAUACAUCCUUAUUCCUACCCCUUCAUUCCUCAUACCCUACACCCUCCAUCCAGUGCUCUACACCCAACACCCAACACAUCCUUAUUCCUACCCCUUCAUCCCUCAUACCCUACAUCCUCCAUCCAAUGCUCUACACCCCACACCCAAUGCAUCCUUAUUCCUACCCCUUCAUCCCUCAUACCCUACACCCUCCAUCCAAUGCUCUACACCCUCAUCCUCCACUCCGUCCCCUCCGCAGCCGGUUCAGCACCGCGGACAGCGCCUCGCCGGUCCCGGUACCGGUCCAGGUGCCGGUCCAGAUGCUCUAUAGGCACUGAGCCCACCAAGGGGACCUCUCCCUUCUCCUGGUCUCUAAGCACCAAAGAGAGCAAAGGAGGAGAGCUGGGACCAACAGGAGGAAAAGCACAAGAACCAAACUUCAACGUCCACCCAUAAACCCAAAGAGACGCCGACCUCUCAGCAGGAAACAAACCCUCAGACCCCCCCAUCCCUCCCCCAUAUUACAAAGCGAGACGCCCACCGCCCCUCCCAGCGCUCCAGCUGCUAUCCCAGGUGGGGUGAGCUCACCCCGAUGCUCUUUGCACCCACCCACCCACCAACCUCCUGCAGCACAGCCUCGGUUUUCCCUUCUGCCGACCUCAAUGCCUGCAAGGAAACGUCCUAAAAACACCAGGAGGAUAAAAAAGAAAGCAACCCAUAAAACAAAGCAACAACAAAACCCUACAACGUCCUCUCUGCAAACCCACAGACUGAAGCAUUUCUAUCCAGACUGAAGGAGGCUUCCGCAUGGGUUUGCACUUUGCCUCUGUACUGCUCGCUUCUUCUUGUUUUGUUUUGUUUUUUUAAAACGAUAGGGGAAAGCAUAAUAGUUUAUUUUAACUAUGAAAAUAUAUUGCUAUAUUACAAAGGUUAUUGUAACUUUCCAUUAUGGUUUUGUACCCGACCAGUUGUAGGCAGGCAGCGACUCCCCGCCUGCUGCUAAUGUCUGUUUCUGAGUACAGUCACUGCGGGGCUGGUGGGAGCUCCCUGCCCCCUCCCAGCACAACCCCCAUCCCGAUCCCUUCACCCCCCCCCAAGGCGUUAAUCCCCACUGGGAUCCUAAAUUCGUGUAGCACCGGGGCUUUGCUUUUCGCUUUUCUCAGCCUCCUUGAAAGCCAUUCCCUCUCCUGGUCCCAUUCGCCCUUUGGGAUGGAGGCUCUGGGGAUGGAGCAGUGCAGGGCGCAGCGCUUCUCCUUCUCUUUUGGGAUUUCAACAACCCAACUAUUUGGCUCAGAGCAGCCACGCAAUGUGUUGCUCUCCAAGUUCAGGGAUCGCCCAUCCAUCCUCCUCCUCCUCCUCCUCCUCCUCCUCCUCUUCUUCCUCUUCUUUGGGGUAGGAGGGCUGUGGGGUCCCACUCUCUUCUUCCUCUCAGGUCAACGAGUCCCCAGCAUGGGGACGAUGGGGUGAGGGCAUCCCCAUGUCCCCGCUGGUGGCACCACAGGUAAGGACGUGGCACAUGGAGGCUGUGGGGUGCCCUGGAGGUUUUUGUUUCUUUCCAUCUCAGGCUGUGGUUGUGUAGGAUGGAGGAGCAGCCCCCACGUUUAAUAGAGGGACAUGGUGAGGUCACAGGGAUCAUCCCAGCUCAGCCUUUCUGUGGGCAUCUCAGCGCUGUGUGCAGGAUGAGGUCUGUAGGGAAAUAGUCUUAAACCCCCCACCCUGAUCAGCCCUGCUCUGUGCUCCUGGCUGCUUCCUUCUAUAUGGAGCCACAGCCAGGGUUGGGCAUGGCACCCGGGACCAAUUCCUUGCUGCCUUCCUCCAGUACAAUCCCCUACACAGCUCCUCUAUCCCCACAGCACUGUUAUCAGUUAUCACUAUCACAGCCUGUUAACCCACCAGGAGCUGCAGGUCCUUGCAGCAGCUGAGAGCUCAGAGGGCUCCUUGUAGGGGUGAAGCCCCCCCAGCAGUUCCAGUUGCCCCUUAUUGGGCCCAGCUGGGGGGGCUUCUGGGGUUUAUAGGCCAGUAGGAGGAGAAGGGCUGGCUCCUUUCCUCCUGGGUGGUGGUGAGGGCAUUGCUGACCCCUCCUGCUGGGGCUGAGGUCUGUAGGGUGCUUGAGGCCCUUGUGCUCCUCCAUCCAUCUUGCAGCCCUGUGACCCCCAGGUAAGUGAGCUGGGGUAUCUCCCCUGGGGGGGGGGGGGGAUGUUGCUGUUGGGGGGCUCUGCUCUGCUUCCUGCCCCAUCUUCUGCCUGCUCAGCUCUGAGCUCCCUCCCCAAGGGCUGCAGGGGGGAUUUAAUGAGGGGAAGCCCUAUUGCUCGGGGGGUUCUUGCUUUUCCCCAUCUGUGCCCCAUUCCCUGAGCAAAGGGCAGCUCUGCAGCCCCCAGGAUGUGCUCUUCUCCGCCUCCUGCCCAUAUCAUUCCCCCCCCCUGCACUGCACAACCCAACAUGGCCCUAUAGAGCUGCUUGGGGCUGUGGUGAGGAUCCAGCCCCACACUCGUGUCCCUCCUCCCAGUCUGUGCAUGGCCCUGAAGCGGGGAAGGGAACGGGCCCUGCCUGUCCCAGCAGCAUUGCCAUAAACCGAGCUGUACCCAGAAACAGGCGCGUUUUAAACUAUGGCUUUAACCUGUUCACUGUAAAAAGUGCCUUGGACUUUAAUCUGAAGAGGUCAGUAUCUAUAAAUAUUUACCUGUGCGGGUGUGUAAGUAUGCAGAUCUCGAUGUAUGGUUACACACACAAAUAUAUGACAUAUACGUACCUAUAUAAACGCUUCAGACCCCUCUG
Molecule: messenger RNA, 4360 nt
Organism: Coturnix japonica (Japanese quail)
Lineage: Eukaryota; Metazoa; Chordata; Aves; Galliformes; Phasianidae
Source: RefSeq, a predicted model, not a curated record